Carassius gibelio (silver crucian carp) is the source of this 1166-nucleotide messenger RNA. RefSeq lists its product as uncharacterized. The coding region runs from base 126 to 1013 and encodes 295 amino acids. Lineage: Eukaryota; Metazoa; Chordata; Actinopteri; Cypriniformes; Cyprinidae. The transcript has 2 exons. The record is from RefSeq and is a predicted model, not a curated record.
CCCGGGUCCGCUAUUAGCUUUUAGCCAGUUAGCAUCAGCAAGCGUGGUUGCUGCUAACUGCGCUUACAUUGCUAAUACUCUAUUCACACACAUUACCACUGCUGUACUCACUGUUACUUGCUUUAAUGGCGGAUGAAUGUCUCCACUCUGUGCAGCUCGAGCUCGAGGCCGUGGGGAAGCAGAUUCGCGACCUGGAACAGAGGCAGGCCGAGCUGAGAGAGCGGAGAGCCGCGCUGGAAUCAUCCCGGGCUGACGCUCACAAGUCCGGGGUAAGUAUACAGCGUGCUGUUAACAGUCCCACCACGUCUACUCCGUGUGUUUCUCUGCGCAGGCCCGGUGCACCCAGGACGCGAUCUUCCCAGAUGUCCUUCACUGCGACGCCGGGACACCACGGACCCUGGGUGCAUCCACAGCGGAGGAUGCGAGCCGGGUCCCGGGCGACGACAUCUCCCCCUCCUGCCUUCGAGAUCUCCAUCCAGAACCGCUUCGCUCCCCUCCGCGAGACAGGACGCGACGCUGUGAUCAUCGGAGACUCCAUCGUCCGACACGUAAGUGCUACGUUAGCCGAAGGUAAAGUGCACACUCAUUGUUUGCCUGGUGCUCGUGUUCUCGAUGUUUCUGCGCAGAUACCCGCGAUCCUGAAGGACGACGAGAGCCCGAGAGCGGUCGUGCUUCACGCCGGGGUUAACGACACCACGCUGCGGCAGACGGAGACGCUGAAGAGGGACUUCAGGAGCCUGAUCGAGACGGUUCGCAGCACGACGCCCGCGGCGACGAUCGUCGUGUCAGGACCACUGCCCACGUAUCGACGAGGACACGAAAGGUUCAGUAGACUUUUUGCUUUAAAUGAAUGGUUGUUGUCAUGGUGUAAAGAACAGAAACUGCUAUUUGUUAAUAACUGGAAUCUUUUCUGGGAGCGUCCUAGGCUGUUUCGCGCUGAUGGAUUACACCCCAGUCGAGUCGGAGCGGAGCUUCUCUCUGACAACAUCUCCAGGACACUUCGCUCCAUGUGACUAGUUUUGCCACGGGAUUCACAUCCCGUGGUAACUAGGAUUUACACAAGCUCCAGUCUGGAUCCAGAACACCUGAGAAGAGAUGAUGCUGACCCUCAGAGGACCUCAGAUGAUGCUAACCCUGAAUCAACAAACAGAACUAACAAUUAUUCC